ACUAACGUCAUCACUUCUGGUACCUGCCAACAUGGAAGGUGGCGAGGGAGGCGUCGCUUUCGUUGGCCACGGGGCUCUGGUCUCCCGGGCGGCUGCAUUGACAGUCCGGGAGCUUUUGCAGGACGAAUGCUACAGUGACUUUUUAAAUGAAGACUUUGAUGUAAAGGCUUAUACUUCCCAAUCUAUUCAUCAAGCUGUAAUUGCUGAACAACUAGCAAAACUUGCCCAAGGAAUCAGUCAGUUGGAUAAAGAACUACACCUACAGGUUGUGGCAAGACAUGAAGAUUUACUGGCACAAGCAACUGGGAUUGAAUCUUUGGAAGGUGUUCUUCAGAUGAUGCAGACAAGAAUUGGGGCGUUACAGGGAGCUGUUGAUAGGAUGAAAACAAAAAUUGUUGAGCCGUAUAAUAAAAUAGUAGCCCGUACUGCACAAUUAGCAAGACUUCAGGUUGCCUGUGAUUUGCUUCGGAGAAUAAUUCGCAUCUUACAUCUCAGUAAGAGACUCCAAGGACAGCUGCAAGGGGGAAGUAGAGAGAUAACAAAAGCCGCCCAAAGUCUCAACGAACUUGAAUCUACUUUGAAUAAAGUGCUUGUGCCUGCGUGGCAGGAUUAUCUUUCUCAAGGAGUAGAUCUUUCUGGAAUUGAGGUAAUAGAAAAUGAUCUACUUUUUAUUGCAAGAGCUCGUCUUGAAGUGGAAAAUCAAGCUAAACGCCUACUGGAGCAGGGUGUGGAAACUCAGAAUCCAACCCAAGUUGGAACAGCUCUUCAGGUUUUCCAUAAUCUUGGAACUUUGAAGAAUACUAUCACCAGUGUUGUGGAAGGAUAUUGUGCUACUUUAGAAGAAAGUAUCAGCGGUGCAUUAGAUGUCAAAGUUUUGACUCAGCCUUCUCAGUCAGCUGCAAGAGGGGGACCUGGACGAUCCACCUUGCCAGCCCCAGGAAACACAGCUGCUUUUCGUGCUUCCCUCUGGACCAAUAUGGAGAAACUUGUGGAUCAUAUUUGUACUGUCUGUGGACAGGUUCAACAUCUACAAAAAAUAUUAGCCAAGAAGAGAGAUCCUGUUUCUCACAUUUGUUUCAUUGAAGAAAUAGUUAAGGAUGGGCAGUCGGAAAUUUUAUAUACUUUUUGGAAUUCGGUGACUCAAGCACUUCAUUCUCAAUUUCAAAUGGCAACAAAUUCUUCUAUGUUUUUGAAACAGGCAUUUGAAGGAGAAUAUCCUAAAUUACUGCGUCUUUUUAAUGAUUUAUGGAAGCGUCUUCAACAGUACAGCCAAAAUAUUCAAGGAAAGUUUAAUGCAACUGGAGCCACAGACCUCUACGUUGACUUACAGCACAUGGAAGAUGAUGCACAAGACAUAUUCAUACCAAAAAAGCCAGAUUAUGAUCCAGAAAAGGCGUUAAAAGACUCACUACAGCCCUACGAGGCUGCUUAUCUAUCAAAAUCCUUAUCUCGACUUUUCGAUCCUAUCAACUUGGUUUUCCCUCCUGGUGGUCGUAAUCCUCCUUCUUCGGAUGAAUUGGAUGGUAUUAUUAAAACUAUAGCAAGUGAACUAAAUGUAGCUGCUGUUGAUGGAGACCUGACACUGGCCAUAUCAAAAAACGUGGCAAAGACCAUCCAGUUAUACGGUGUGAAAUCAGAGCAGCUUCUGUCCACACAAGGAGAUGCCAGUCAGGUCAUUGGGCCUCUUACUGAAGGGCAGAGAAGAAAUGUGGCAGUCGUGAAUUCCCUGUUUAGGUUGCACCAGUCAGUAACCAAGGUGGUUUCCACUCAGAGCUCAUUCCCACCAGCAGCUGAGCAAACUAUAAUUUCAGCACUAAAGACGAUCCAUGUUCUAAUGGGAAAUGCGGUGCAGCCCUUACUGACUUCAGUGGCAGAUGCUAUAGAGGCCAUAAUCAUCACCAUGCAUCAAGAGGAUUUUUCUGGGUCAUUACCCAGCUCAGGAAAGCCUGAUGUUCCUUGUUCUCUGUAUAUGAAGGAGCUUCAAGGUUUCAUUGCCAGAGUCAUGAGUGACUACUUUAAGCACUUUGAAUGCUCGGACUUUGUCUUUGAUAACACUGAAGCCAUUGCCCAAAGAGCGAUUGAACUUUUCAUCCGCAAUGCCAGUCUCAUAAGACCUCUUGGUGAAGGUGGGAAAAUGCGACUUGCUGCUGAUUUUGCACAGAUGGAGUUGGCUGUGGGUCCAUUCUGCAGAAGAGUAUCUGAUUUAGGAAAGUCCUAUCGAAUGCUGAGGUCAUUCAGACCACUCCUCUUCCAGACGAGCGAACACGUGGCCAGCAGUCCUGCCCUGGGGGACCUUAUUCCAUUCAGCAUCAUUAUUCAGUUUUUGUUCACAAGAGCGCCUGCUGAGCUGAAAUCCCCCUUCCAGAGGGCAGAAUGGUCCCAUGCACGCUUCUCCCAGUGGCUAGAUGACCAUCCAUCUGAAAAGGACAGGCUCCUCCUCAUCAGGGGAGCCCUGGAGGCUUAUGUUCAGUCAGUAAGAAGUAGAGAAGGCAAAGAAUUUGCUCCAGUUUAUCCUAUAAUGGUUCAACUGCUUCAAAAAGCUAUGUCUACUCUUCAGUAAGAAUUUGAAGUAUUCAUCUCCAUUUUGUGCUAACCCAUUCAAAGUUGGCAGUUUAAAUAACACGUACUCUAAAAAAACCACUAGUCACUACCUUAAGAAUGUCAUCAACAUUUUUGUACUUCCUACAGCUCUUUUUCUGUUGAUCUCUUUAGCCUUUUUUACUUAAGUAGCAUAAAAUGUCAAAAAUCACCACCUUCAAACUCCAGGGACCUGAUUUUCUACAAAGACCUUCAAACUCGUACCUCUCCUUUUAAGCUUUUCUACAAGGCUAGCUAAAAUUUCUUUCCUAUCACCUAACCAAGUCCCCCACAGAUAUGCAUACUGAGUCCCCACUGCUUUUUAAGGUACCUGAUCAGGUUAUACAGUUAAGUACCCUGCUUCUCCCAACUAGUUUGCUUCCUCACCAGAUCUAUAGCCCCAGUGGUUCCCACAUUUGGUUGCACAUUAGAAUCAGUGGUGGAACCUUAAAAAAGAAAACAAAACAAACACCCUGGUAUUAAUUUGUACUGCAUAGUAAGACAUGUGGAGUAGGAGCCAGGCAUUAGUAUGUUUUGUAAAACAUUCCCAAGUGUUUCCGAUAUGCAACAAAGUCUGGGAACCACUGGCAUGUCCCAGAGAUGGAGAGCUAACUGGCUGUUUCAAUCUGUCACACAGUAUCUGCAAUAAAGAAAGGCUGUCUUUACA
Phyllostomus hastatus (greater spear-nosed bat) is the source of this 3244-nucleotide messenger RNA. It is a transcript of the gene COG5, whose product is annotated as component of oligomeric golgi complex 5. The coding region runs from base 32 to 2560 and encodes 842 amino acids. The transcript has 23 exons. NCBI's taxonomy places the organism in Eukaryota, Metazoa, Chordata, Mammalia, Chiroptera, Phyllostomidae. The record is from RefSeq and is a predicted model, not a curated record. Gene Ontology annotation, biological process: intra-Golgi vesicle-mediated transport. Gene Ontology annotation, cellular component: COG complex.